Solanum dulcamara is the source of this 1718-nucleotide messenger RNA. RefSeq names its product histone deacetylase 6-like. The record is from RefSeq and is a predicted model, not a curated record. The transcript is spliced from 6 exons. Bases 137 to 1501 code for a protein of 454 amino acids. Lineage: Eukaryota; Viridiplantae; Streptophyta; Magnoliopsida; Solanales; Solanaceae. Gene Ontology annotation, molecular function: histone deacetylase activity.
UUUUUCGUUUGCGACUAUGAGAAGGUUUUGGAGCCUUUUUCCUACAAAAAGUGACUCCCUAUAUUCUCUAUUUUUGUACUUCAAAAUUUACAAAGAUUUCUCGAAGUUAACAUACAUUAUAGUUUAAGCAGUAGCAAUGGAUUACUCCGUCGUGGAGGGUGGCGCGUCCCUCCGUUCGCCGGGUACCGACGCUACAAAUCGCCGUGUUUCUUAUUUUUUCGACUCUUCCAUUGGCGAAUAUUAUUACGGCCAGGGUCAUCCAAUGAAGCCUCACCGUAUUCACAUUGCACACAAUCUUAUUUGCAACUAUAACCUUCAAAAUAAAAUGGAGGUAAUUGAACCGUUUCCGGCGAGUAAGGAGGAUAUUGGGUGGUUUCACUCAUCAGACUACGUCGAGUUUCUAUCUUCAGUUUCGCCCGAGAGUCUUCAUGAUGAUUACAAUUCCACCCAGCUUAAACGCUUCAAUUUAGGUUCGGACUGCUCGGACUGCCCUGUUUUUUAUGGGCUUUUUGAUUUUUGUCAAGCUUCGGCUGGUGGCUCCAUUGGAGCCGCUGUUAAGCUUAAUCAGAAAGAUGCUGAUAUAGCCAUCAAUUGGGCUGGUGGGUUGCAUCAUGCAAAGAAAAGUGCAGCUUCUGGAUUUUGUUAUGUGAAUGAUAUUGUUCUUGGGAUUCUUGAACUUCUCAAGGUUCACAAGCGUGUACUGUAUAUAGACAUUGAUGUUCACCAUGGAGAUGGAGUUGAGGAGGCUUUUUACACCACAGAUCGGGUUAUGACAGUGUCUUUUCAUAAGUUUGGGGACUUCUUUCCUGGUACAGGGAAUAUCAAAGACAUUGGUGCCAGUACCGGGAAGUACUAUGCCUUAAAUGCACCAUUGAAAGAUGGGAUUGAUGAUGAAAGUUUCCGUUGUCUAUUCCGUCCUGUUAUCCAAAAAGCAAUGGAGGUCUAUCAACCUGAAGCUGUUGUUCUUCAAUGUGGUGCUGAUUCACUAGCCGGAGACAGGUUGGGUUUAUUUAACUUGUCUGUCCAAGGCCAUGCAGAUUGCCUUCGAUUCCUCAGGUCGUUCAAUGUCCCUUUAAUGAUGUUGGGUGGUGGAGGUUAUACGAUUACAAAUGUUGCUCGCUGCUGGUGCUAUGAGACAGCAGUUGCAGUUGGAGUAGAGCCUGAUAAUGAUUUGCCUUACAGUGAGUUUUACGGGUAUUUUGCCCCUGAUUAUACUCUUAAACAUGAAGCAUUACCCAUGAAGAAUAAGAAUCCGCCCCGGGAACUGGAGAAGAUCAGGAACACGUUGCUGGAGCAACUCUCGCGUUUACCCCAUGUACCUAGUGUUCCAUUUCAAGUGACACCUUCCAUAACAGAAGUUCCAGAAGAGCGAGAGAAAGACAUGGAUCAAAGGGCUAAACCAGGAAUACAUAUGAACCAGGAUUAUGAUACUGAUGAAGAGGAAAAGUCAAAUAACAGAAAGUUUAGUAAUUACUACAAUUACUCCAACAGAGAGAACUGACAUGAGGUUACUUUCAUUACAAAGUCAAAGAUGAGGACAUGGUUUGAUGGAGGUCUCUGAGGCUAAGCUCUUCUACAUGUCUAUUAGCAAAUACUCUAGUUAGGAUGAGAAAUGAUAGAAGCUCAUAGUAAAGACGUUAUUUGUAGUGGCUUAAUUGGUGAUUGUACUUUGUCUAUUUGGUGAAUAGAGAUUUGCGCAUAAUUUGAAUAGAAAAGAA